Messenger RNA from Hyalella azteca, 777 nucleotides. RefSeq lists its product as uncharacterized. Lineage: Eukaryota; Metazoa; Arthropoda; Malacostraca; Amphipoda; Hyalellidae. Bases 1 to 465 code for a protein of 154 amino acids. The record is from RefSeq and is a predicted model, not a curated record. The transcript has 4 exons.
AUGGGUUAUGGAACAGCGACGAUUGUGGCACUCGUUACCUAUAUCUCACUGGCAGCUUUUUGGGAAGCUUCGGUGGUGACACUAGCGGCCUGGGUCAUAUCAGCAGUCUCAGGCCUGCCGGUUGUCCUGCGACUUGCAAGCUAUGGCUUAGCUAUAUUCGCAAUAACCCUAAUCUGGUCUUUCCUUGCCCGGGGAGAGGCUCGGAGAAAAUGGAGCCGGCAAGUGCUACAUGCUAUAACAGUCGAGGAAGGUCGAGAUUUGAAGGAGAAUUUCCAGAAGAUGCGUUCGAUCAUGCGCGAGCAGCUGGAAGCGUUCAUCGGUGCUGCAAAAAAUGAGCGCGACGUGAUUAUCGAGGACGAGGCUGCGUUCGCCUCCCUAUUACUUAAUGCUCUAAAUUAUUACGACCAGAUCUCCCGUCACCGCAGUCAACCGGCCAUAACCAAUUCAACCUCAUUACAUGAGUGAUAACACUGAAAUAAUUCCACGCAUAUAACAUUCCAGCCUCACCACACAAUAUACACAUCUCAUCCUAUUCAUAUGAUAUGACAUCAAUUAAGACACACCAAUGCAUACACAUGCACCACAUAGGUACAACCCUGCAUCACUCACCUAGUGGGAUGGCUAGCACUAGACAGACUCAAAACAGCCCCCCGAAAUAAACAAACACACUACCACACUGACGAUAAUUUGAAAUAGCUACUGGAACUUAACCGGAUUCGAUAUGGUGCUAUAUAUAAUCAUUUCAAAUAUGAACAUAUAUCUUUCCAUAAGCUUCAU